This is a messenger RNA of Fopius arisanus, 5468 nucleotides long. RefSeq names its product insulin receptor substrate 1 chico (gene chico). Lineage: Eukaryota; Metazoa; Arthropoda; Insecta; Hymenoptera; Braconidae. Gene Ontology annotation, molecular function: phosphatidylinositol 3-kinase binding; insulin receptor binding. Gene Ontology annotation, biological process: insulin receptor signaling pathway. Gene Ontology annotation, cellular component: cytosol; plasma membrane. The transcript has 8 exons. The record is from RefSeq and is a predicted model, not a curated record. The coding region runs from base 741 to 4679 and encodes 1312 amino acids.
AGCUAGUGGCCCCUUUGGUCCUCGUGUGCGACGUAAAUAUAUCUCUAAACAAGUGAAAAAAAAAAACCGAUAAACAACCAAAUAAACACCUAAAAUCCCCACCCCCUUAAAAACAGCCCCAGCAAAAUCACUCAAGACCCCAACCCACCCCCCAGAUCCACCCCAACAAGUGAGUAAUUACGAGAAAAACAAAAUUUCGAAGCAAUCAAAUAUUGUUUUCAUCAGUGGCAACGACAGAGGUGAAUAUUUCGAGCAGAUAGUGACGUGAAUUUACCACUAAUGAAUUAUUAACAAUCUGAACAGUAUUUAUCAUCGAGGUGGUAAAUUAUUCUGUUGUGACGCUAUUGCAACCCUCCCUCAGACGAACAAGGACAGAUUUAUCUCGUCCUCGUGGUGGAGAAUAAGAAAGAGAUUUUUUUUUCUCACAUUUCUCUCCCACUGGAAUGAAGUGAAAAACCAGUGGAGCACGAGACAACCCCAGGAAGUCGUCUCUAGGUGGAUUUUUUCCACGAGAAUCAAGUGCUGUUUUGAGGUUGUACGAGGGGAUUUUUUUUUUUUAUUAUUUUCAACUCGUGGAGUGGAGUUUUGUGGUGAUGAUGCUCUUGAGGGGGACCUAGGGGAAUCCUUGGACAUCCUGGGGACAAGGGAGGGGAUUGUGAGACGCAACUACCACGUUUUUUGGAAAAUAUAACGCGUGUUGACAAAAAGUCGCAAAAACGGGCUUUUUAACGUCAACGGCGAUGUCUUCGAGCAAGGGUCAGGCUUGCCCCUCGGGUGGUCCUGUCGUGCGCUGUGGACAUCUCCGUAAAUCAGGGUCAUUGAUAUCAGGCCUCAAGCCACUGAAGAAGAAGUACUUUGUACUUCACGGUGACAUACCGGGACAUCCAGCAUGCCUCGAGUACUACGACAACAAGAAAAAAUUUGACAACAGACAGCCACCGAAGAGGAGUAUAGCAAUGAGAAGCUGUUACAAUAUAAAUCGAAGAAGUGAUACAAGACACAAGCACGUCAUUGCCCUCUACACGAAGGACGACUGUUUCUCAUUGAUACUGGACAAUGAUAAGGAGCUUGAGGACUGGCUGACGGCGAUGCUCCUGCUUUGUGGUGAUGUGCCCGAUGGAGAGCAACCAAAACCAACUUUUGAGCACGUGUGGCAGGUGACACUUCAAAAAAAGGGCCUAGGCGAGAGGAAAAAUCUGUAUGGGCCCUACAGACUCUGCCUCACUGAUAAGACACUCAGCCUCAUCAAGGUUGGGGCAGACGACAGCACCGACUGCUUGGAAUUUCCUUUGACAACAAUCAGAAGAUGUGGAUGCAUGGACAGAAUUUUCUACAUGGAGGUUGGAAGAUCAGCUGUGACUGGCGAGGGUGAUUACUGGAUGAAAGCAGAGGACAACAAUAUUGCUCACAACAUGCAUGCAGCUAUCAUGAAUGCAAUGAGUGGAUCUGGUAAUAAAGAGAAGGACGAGGUCCUUCCACAGACUAGAAAGAGAAGUUCGUCGGCUAAUGAGGCGAGCAAACCCAUUGCCUUCAUUCGGAGAAGACCAACUGGUAGUAAACCCCUUGGAUUCUCACCUCUGGAGGAACAAAGUACCACCGAGGAUCAGAGUGGAACAGCAUCUGCCCCUUCACAGAGUUGUAGUCAAUCACAGAGUACCUCUGGCAAUACACUUACGGUUGUUGCGGGGACUAGGAGCCUUGGGACUUACGCCAUCAGCAGCUCAAUUGCAAAUAGACGCCGGCACUCAGUUGCCAGUCAGCCAAUAUCCACAAUAAAUUCCCAAUCGGUUAAUGUAACAACAACUACCCCAACGUUAUCAUCAACAAUCAGCGUUAUAACAACAAGCAACAACAACAACACGAUAACAACAACAACAACAAGUACAACAAUGAUAACCACGACAAAAUUCCAUCAGAGAACCCUGUCGCUGCCCCUUGCCGCUAUUGUUAUCAAUCAAACGCAAUCAUCCAAAAGAUCACUUUUACGCUGUGCAACAGGUCGUGACAGGUGUGACAGUCUGCCAUCCCGUGCGAGGACAUCGUCGGAGGGUCAGCCAGCUCCACUGGUGCUUGGUCAUCCUCGAAAUGCCCACCUGGUGCUCCACUCAACGAGGCCCCACUCGAUGUACGGCAGAGGCCUGUCGUACUCACCCCCAGUCUCAUCGAUGCCAAUAAGUCCAGCCUCUGGUGCUUGCUCAACAGACUCAGCAGGUUCAUCCCUGUCCAUGGACGACGGUGGUGACAACAUGAUCGAGGAGAGCAGCACAAGGUAUGGCCACUCACUGACACCAGACGAGCCAGUAAUUCUCGAGGAGAACAUGGAUGAUUAUGUGCCCUGGUCUAACAGUGGACAGGCAAACAAAUACUCACCGUCACAGCAGAGCUCCUAUGUGGAGAUGUACAGCCCCUGUGGCUCGAGUCCAGGUCGUGGUGGUAGUUUAGGUGGUACAGUUGUUGGUGUUGGUGGUUAUAUGCCAAUGAGUCCAGCAACUGGUUUAACCCACUCAAGAGCUUCAUCACUCGUCGAGGAGUCAACCCUACCAGACGGUUACGUACCAAUGGCACCAGUCGGUGAUGACGGUUACGUAGCGAUGGAGCCCUCAAAUGGCCACAACGGCCACUUCCCCGACGACGUGUCCCAGCAUGGCUCCAGCUGUUCAGUAACCAGUGGUACACCAUCCACUGAUCUCAGAUUAUCGGAUUAUCCACUUGACAAAGUAUCGAGCUUCCUGACACCAUCAGACGAUCUUCCUUUGCGUCCCACUCGUGCCUAUUCAGUGGGCUCACGUCCUGAGCCCUCAAACAGACAUCGAAAAAAUCGCCUGGACAUUGCCCUGCAGGAGUCAUCACGUGUCAGGGCAUUCUCCGUUGGCAGCAGAUCCAAGAGACCCGAAUUGGCUCGAUUAUCCAAUGUCAUAACUUCCAGAUUACCAACAAGUGUUGAAAAUGUCAAUCCCAAUAAAUCCAAUUCAGCCCCAAUGCUGUCCAGCUCCUGGGGUCACAAUUCCGUGGCCAAUGAACGAAUGGAGGACCUUAUGGAGAUGGAUUUCUCGAGGAGCAAUAUACCAACGACGAUAUCAUCGUCACCAUCGAGUUAUUCACAGUCACAUUCACAGUCUUAUUCCACUGCCACUGACACUAGCUCUUACGUGGACAUGUCCCUUGGACAGGCACACACGAGUAAUACUGCCCCUUAUGUAGAUAUGAGUGGUGUUAAUAAGGUUAAUAGAAAUAACAACAACAUUACCACGACAAAUCACAAUCACAAUCAGAAUCAUGUGACAACACCACCACCAGCUGGAUCAAGUGUCAUUCACAAGCCAUCGUUGAAGACGUUGAAGCCGGUCGUUGAGGCUGAGCCCUACAUGAAGAUGAACAGCUCGUUGGAUGACUGGAGAACUGAUAUAAGUCCCAAACAGCCACCAUCACCAAUGCAGGAUGAUUACAUGCAGAUGAAUGGUCCACCAGGUGUGACCAGAACAGCUCCAGUGGACUUACCUCAACCCCGUAAACCGCCGGAAGGUUACGUUGAGAUGGGCCCAUUCAAGGCCCGACCAAGUCUUGAGCAAGACUACAUAAACAUGACGACUGGUGCAAAUCGUCCACGACGACGCCAUCGUCCAGGUAAUCGCAAAGACAAAAAUCGCUCUCAGCCCAUCGCUAUUCAGGCAUCGCAGCAGUCAAAAACCCCGAGCUUUCUGCCCCUGAAUCAAUCACCACCCUCGGAGAGUCUCGUAACACCAACUAGUUCGACAACAAUAUUUCCCUUCUCCUUGAACAGCCCACAAUCACCAAUCAAGCCCUUCGACAAUCCCAAGCAGAUAUCAGAGACGAGCUCAUCAGACUGCUCCCCAGAUCUCUCAAAUUAUCCCGUCAUCACUCCUCUAACAGCCACGUCAGCUCCAAUAACGAUUCAGAAGGAUCUCUCCAAGUUGGAGAGAACUGAGAGGCCUGAGAGGCCUGAGAGGCCUGAGAGGCCUGAAAGGUCUGAGAGGCCUGAAAGGUCUGAGAGGCCUCAGAGUCCCACUAAACCACCCAUCACAACCCUCGCCAACAUUCUAACUCAAAACUCCACCCCGAUAUCAGAAAAUCCCACCGAAAUAGCAACAAUUACCUCCACAGCUCCCAGUCCUCCACCUGUAUCCUCAUCACUUCCUGAUCCCCCUGACACACCCCUGAGUCCAAUAACCAAGAGAUUAACGGACAAUCUGACGAAGAAGAAGCAAUCGAGGAACAGCACUACCUCACCAAUAACAAUAUCACUCUCAAAUUCAUCGAAAGACGAGCCUAGUCCCACAUCCAAACACAAGUCCGAUGCUCCUGACAAUUCUCAGAUGCCCCAGAGUCCUAUUACUAAAAAAUUAUCAGAGCUCUCGGUAUCGAAAUCAAAAUUAGUCGGUCCAUCACCCAAUACCAGUCCCACACCCGGUGGUACUUUGAAAGGUGUUAAAGCGAAUUCACCAAAAAUUCCUGAUGAUGUCCCAACGACAACUUCUACCCUCAUUCCUAGUCCCCUGGACUCGGAGGGCUACGAAAAAUUACAGCCUGGAGUCGGUCUCCUGCAUUAUGCAAGUCUCGAUCUUCCUGAGUCAUCGUCUGUACCUCCUGUAUCACCGAUACCAGUUCAGGAUGGAUUUCGAUAUGCGGAAAUAGAUUUUGCUAAGCUCAAGCAGAAUUAAUGCCGACCUUGGGAGAAUUUUGGGAUUUUGUUCAUUGGAAUGAGCGGAUUAUUUUCAUCGGGGCUGGGAUUUCUCAGGGGACAGCUCAUUCUCGGGAUUGUCACUCCUUUUUUUCACUUUCUCCGUAUCAAUUGUCAUUUCACUGUUUAUUUAUUUAACUGAUCGAUACCUUUUUUAAUAUUAUUAUCAGAUCCAUUGAUUACGUCCAAAGAUGUAGAUCGAAAUUUCUUAUUACCAAAAAAACAUCAUUAGCAUUUUUCUUGUAGAAAUUUCCAAAGCCCAGGAGUCAAUAAACCCAAUAAAGUUUCACCAGUAGAUUUAUUACCUGCGAAUUAUAACGUCAAAUUUAUUAUUUCGCUGGAAAUGAGAGAGUUUCAUCGGCUCUAGUCUCGAACUUCCGGAUAAACUAGCCUAGGUCAAUUGCAAAUGUAAAUGUUAAUCACUGUAAAUAGAGGAAUAAUUGGAUAAUUGUUUUAGAGAAUGGGAAAAAAAAUCGCAAGGCGAUUUUACCAUGGAUUUUUCUUCAUCCGUUUCUAAAAUCUUCUUAGAAAUCGGAUAGGGUAUACGUUGUUAUUUCCUGUCUUUUUUUGGUUUUUUUUUAAGGGAUAAAUAUGAAAACCUACAUGUAUAGAAUGGAUAGAUAAAUUGUUAAUACUUGUUUCUAAUUCAAUGUUUUUCUUCUUUAAUAAUUUUGUGAUGAGAGAGGAAAUAACGGAAUGACUGGAUAUUACGACUCCCAAUUGUCUCCCCGAAUCCCGUGAAUUUUGAUUCCCAGUUGAAAAUUAUAAA